GAGAGACAGCCUGAGAGAUUGCCCUGCUCGGCGCGGUGCUGCUGGGAAAUGGCAGCCAGAGGCAGGUAUGUGCUGCAGAGAGUGUUCACCGGCCUCAGAGCUCACACUGUCUGCUGCCUGAGCUCAGCUGCGACCUCCAGUCAAGGACGCCUGCUGUGGAAACCACAAGUGAGACAGCUGAGCUGCUCAAACACACUGUACAGGCCUGAUCCUCCCACCACAGGUCCGAGCAGUCUGUCAUUCAGGAGUCACACCUGUGGAGAACUGAGAGCCCAUCAUGUGGGAGAGAGGGUCACUCUGUGUGGCUGGGUCCAGUACCUCAGGCAAGACAUGUUUGUCAUCCUGCGAGAUUUCAGCGGCUUGAUACAAGUUCUAAUCCCUCAGGAAGAAUCUGCCGGUCAUUUGAAAUCAGUGCUGUUUGAUCUCACAGUCGAGUCCGUCAUCAAGGUUACAGGAACAGUGAGACAACGGCCAGCGGGACAGGAGAACAAGGGGAUGCCAACAGGAGAAAUAGAAAUCGUGGCUGAAAGUGUGGAGGUCUUCAAUGUGUGCCGGACGUUGCCUUUUGAAAUUAAAGACUUUGUCAAAAAAUCUGAGUCUUUACGGAUGCAGUAUCGCUACCUGGACCUGAGGUCCUCUCAGAUGCAGAAGAACCUCAGACUGAGAUCUCAGCUGGUGAUGAAGAUGAGAGAAUACCUCUGUAAUGUGCACGGUUUUGUUGAUGUGGAAACUCCUACCUUGUUUAAAAGAACACCAGGGGGAGCCAAAGAGUUUGUGGUUCCGUCCAGAGAGCCGGGUCGGUUUUACUCCCUACCCCAGAGUCCACAGCAGUUUAAACAGCUUCUAAUGGUGGCUGGUAUAGACAGGUACUUCCAGAUGGCCCGGUGCUACCGAGAUGAAGGCUCCAGACCAGACCGGCAGCCUGAGUUCACCCAGGUAGACAUAGAAAUGUCUUUUGUGGACCAGGCAGGCAUCAUGUCCCUGGUGGAGGGUUUGUUACAGUACUCCUGGCCUGCAGAGAAAGGUCCCAUUAAGGUUCCUUUCCAAACCAUGACGUAUGAAGAGGCCAUGAGAGACUAUGGUGUGGACAAGCCUGACACCAGAUUCAGUAUGAAGUUGAUGGACCUCAGUGAGGUUUUCCUAUCCACGGAAAUUAACUUCCUUAGAUCAGCUCUCAGUCAACCAGAAGGCUCUGUCCAGGCCAUCCGUGUCCCCAGUGGAGCGAAACUAUUCUCUGGGAAAGAUUUGGAAAAAGUGAAACAAACAGCCAAGACUCAGUUUGGCCAGGAGCUCAGCGUGGUGCUGGUCAAUGAAGACAGGACAUUGAAGUCUGUCCUGAAGAAGCUGCUGUCUGUCACAGCCACAGAUGAGCUGCUGCAGAGGACAGGAGCCGAACCAGGAGACCUGCUGCUGAUAGCAGCCGGGUCCCUCCACACUGUGCGCACAUUGCUGGGUAAUGUUCGCCUGCAGUGUGCAGAGCUCCUGGAGUCUUGUGGCGUUUCAGUCCGCGACCCUUCAGCCUUCCACUUCCUUUGGGUUGUGGACUUCCCUCUCUUCUUAUUCAAAGAAGAGGAGCCGGAGCAGCUGGAGUCAGCCCAUCAUCCAUUUACUGCUGCACUGCCAGAGGACACACAGUUACUGUACACAGAGCCACACAAGGUACGUGGUCAGCACUAUGACCUGGUGUUGAAUGGCUGUGAGAUUGGAGGAGGCUCCAUCCGCAUCCACAACGCCUCAGAACAGCUUCAUGUCCUGAAGAACAUCCUCAAGGAGGAUCCCAGUCUUCUCUCUCACCUGCUGGAGGCUCUGGACUCAGGAGCGCCACCACAUGGAGGCAUUGCUCUGGGGUUUGACCGGCUGGUCUCCAUCAUGGUCGGGGCUCCCAGCAUCCGUGACGUCAUUGCCUUCCCCAAGUCAUUCCGGGGUCACGACCUCAUGAGCUGCGCCCCUGACUUUGUAUCUGAGGAGGAGCUGAAGUCUUACCACAUCUCUGUCAAAUGGCCAACAGAGCGGGGAGAAGAGAAGUGAGGAGGUAAAGAGAGAUAUCAGAAAAAGGAGUGAUGUCUUCAGAGACCUCUGUAAGCUACACAGAGGACGGAGCGUGAGGACGAGGAGAGAGAUGAGCAGACAGCCAGCGGGCGGUGUAGUAGCCUAUGAAGAUGUCUGCCAGCUGGCUGGGAGAUGUGAGGAGGAGGAGAGAAAAUGAGGAGGAGGCGAUGUUGUGGCUGCAUCUCAGUACUUUUACUGAGAAAGGGAACAUGGAAACAGCCUACAGUAUGGACAUUUUGAAACACUUACUGGUUUUACAAAGAAGAAAAGCUUAUUACCAAGUGUCACUGCUGGCAAACAACACUUCAGGUUUAUAGAUACUGAACCGGUGUUAUGAUGGUGGUUCCUCCCAGACCAAUGCAUCAUAUCAUGCUUCUUUAAUAACAGACAUUUUUCUAUAAAUGAUUAAUAAUUUCCUCAGUUUAAAAUGAAUGUAUUAUUAUAUGAUUAUAGAGCUGUUUAUUUUGUAUUGGUGUGUGUCACAUAACGAUCCAAAUGUUGUUUCACAGUGUGUUCAGUUGAGAAGAAUAAAACUCUGGA
Molecule: messenger RNA, 2589 nt
Organism: Morone saxatilis (striped sea-bass)
Lineage: Eukaryota; Metazoa; Chordata; Actinopteri; Moronidae
Gene: dars2
Product: aspartyl-tRNA synthetase 2, mitochondrial
Exons: 17
Coding region: 49-2028 (659 amino acids)
Biological process (GO): aspartyl-tRNA aminoacylation
Cellular component (GO): cytoplasm; mitochondrion
Molecular function (GO): ATP binding; aspartate-tRNA ligase activity; nucleic acid binding
Source: RefSeq, a predicted model, not a curated record